AUGAGUCUUCGCACGCCGGCGUUGCCGGAGGAUUUUGCCUACUUUCCUGCCUGGUACGGGCGAGUGCCUUCUUUUGUCGAGCUCGCUGAUUCUUCGCACAAGCUCUCCUGCGCCGAAGAGUGGUUUUCCUGGAGAGUCGCGAAUCUGAACUCGCUCUACCUGACAAGCAUCCACCACGCAGAUCACCAACUGGCGCGAGUGUGGUUGGAAGGUCUGGACGACGUGAUGUUCUGUCAUGCGCUGAAGCGGAUGCCCCUGGCAGAAAGACCUGGAAGCAUGCAACAACGAUUUCGCAUCAAGUAUCCCCUCAACGACGUGUGGACAUAUCGCCAGCUCCCUCCGCAUGCGUAGACAAAGGAAGAGAAGGUCGUGAAGGACCAACGCUUGUGCACCAGGUCGAACGACCCUUUUGCGCCUGAGUGAAGACACUCAGGCCCGGUUCAGACCGACACCAGCAACUGGUCUGUCGCGGUCGUUGUGCCGUCUCGUGCUCUCCCUUCUUGCUGUAUUUCGAGGCUUGAAGGCGGUCCUUCGCCUCCCUGAGGCUUCACGAGAGAGUCCCGUUUUCAAAACAGAAACACUGACAAGGACCGAGGAGGCGAGACCAAAUGACUGAAGCAGACGCCUGAGGCAGCGGCGACGGAACGGCAGGCUGUGGCGCAUAUGUCACACUGCACAUGAAACCGACUCUGUUUUGACUAACUGCGACGCCUCGCCUUCUCCUAUCAACUCAAAGUGCUUGCGACCAUACUUUCUCUUCGAUCUGUCCUUGCCUGCCCGCACGGAGCUGGGAGUCUCCUGUCUCCACCGAUUACACCCCGUCUCGCAGUUCGCUGGCACGCAUGUGUGUCUCCGCGUCUCGACGGUUGCAAGGGACACAGGCGGAAACGAGGCAACUCCGUCUAUACGGCGACGUCUGGCCGUAGCGCGUGUAUACAUUUGCAUGCACAAGCCUUUGUGUUUAUGUGGACUCGAGUGCGUGGGUGAGCAUGGGAUUUUGUGCCUGAGUCGAGGCGGACGAGUUGGGAUGCGCACGUCCCUG
Toxoplasma gondii ME49 is the source of this 1042-nucleotide messenger RNA. RefSeq lists its product as hypothetical. The transcript is spliced from 2 exons. NCBI's taxonomy places the organism in Eukaryota, Apicomplexa, Conoidasida, Eucoccidiorida, Sarcocystidae. The record is from RefSeq and is a predicted model, not a curated record. Bases 1 to 351 code for a protein of 116 amino acids.